AUGUGAUCUCCACAAGCCCUUCAUAUCACAUAAUUUCCAUUAACUCCCUCCUUUUUGAUCCAUCUCUCAGUAUUUUCCAACUUCAUUUUACCUUUAUCAUCCUUCAUGGCCAACCUUGGAGGUAGAACUAAUAAUGGAAUUUCAACAAACCAUGUUGAGAUCCCAAUCCAUAUUUCAAAUGGUGUAGAGCUAAAACCAAUCCAAGAGGUUGCACUUGCAGAGAGUAGUAGCAUUAUUGACUACUCUCAAAGGGCCCAGUGGCUUCGAGCUGCAGUGUUAGGAGCUAAUGAUGGGUUGGUUUCUGUUGCUUCACUGAUGAUGGGUGUUGGAGCUGUUAAGAAAGACAUCAGUGCCAUGCUUCUUGCUGGUUUUGCAGGAUUAGUUGCUGGGGCUUGUAGCAUGGCAAUUGGAGAGUUUGUCUCUGUGUACACUCAGUAUGACAUAGAGAUGACUCAGAUUAAAAGAGAGAGGGAAGCAAAUAACAAUAGAGGAGUUAAUGAAGAAACUCAAAGGGAGAAGCUUCCAAAUCCAUUUCAGGCUGCACUAGCAUCAGCACUGGCAUUUUCUGUUGGUGCUUUGGUGCCACUGAUAGCUGCUGUGUUUAUAAGGAAUCACAAGAUUAGAAUGGGAGUUGUUGCUGCUGCGGUUAGCUUGGCAUUGUUGGUGUUUGGAGGAGUAGGAGCAGUUCUUGGAAAAACUCCGGUGACGAGGUCUUGUCUUAGGGUUCUGGUUGGAGGUUGGAUGGCUAUGGCCAUAACAUUUGGCCUCACCAAAUUGAUUGGCUCUGCUGAUCUUUGAAUGCCGUUGUUUACUAGUUAUUUAAGUACAAUCUCAUAUUAGUAGUAAUGUUUUUUUUUGGGUUGUGCUGUGAGUAAUCACGGUAGCUAGUAUUACUCUUUGAUAGAUUGUGGCUGUUUUGUUUAAGUGAACAUGAGUGUGAUUUCACGCUGCUUAAUUCUCCACAAGGAUUUUUGGAGUUCA
This is a messenger RNA of Glycine soja, 981 nucleotides long. Its product is annotated as vacuolar iron transporter homolog 4-like. Gene Ontology annotation, biological process: intracellular manganese ion homeostasis. The transcript has a single exon. Gene Ontology annotation, molecular function: iron ion transmembrane transporter activity; manganese ion transmembrane transporter activity. Gene Ontology annotation, cellular component: membrane. The record is from RefSeq and is a predicted model, not a curated record. Lineage: Eukaryota; Viridiplantae; Streptophyta; Magnoliopsida; Fabales; Fabaceae. The coding region runs from base 106 to 798 and encodes 230 amino acids.